This is a messenger RNA of Dichotomopilus funicola, 345 nucleotides long. Its product is annotated as reactive mitochondrial oxygen species modulator 1-domain-containing protein. The coding region runs from base 1 to 345 and encodes 114 amino acids. Gene Ontology annotation, biological process: protein insertion into mitochondrial inner membrane; protein import into mitochondrial matrix. The transcript is spliced from 5 exons. Gene Ontology annotation, cellular component: TIM23 mitochondrial import inner membrane translocase complex. The record is from RefSeq and is a predicted model, not a curated record. NCBI's taxonomy places the organism in Eukaryota, Fungi, Ascomycota, Sordariomycetes, Sordariales, Chaetomiaceae.
AUGCCGCCUCCUCCCAGUCAUCCCGGCGGCGUCGGGCCGUCCAACUUUGACAAGUUCAAAAUGGGCGCCAUGAUGGGUGGCACUGUCGGGACUAUCAUCGGCUUCAUCUUCGGGACUGUCAACAUUUUUAGGUACGGCGCCGGGCCAAACGGUAUCAUGCGGACACUAGGACAAUACAUGCUGGGCUCUGGCGCGACAUUCGGAUUCUUCAUGUCCAUCGGUAGUGUUAUCCGUUCCGAUGCCUCACCCGCGAUCCAAGAAGCCUACCUCCGUGCUCAGCGACGACCGAUCAUCAUGGCCUCACGAGCCUUCCGCCCGGCCCAAGCACCGCGUCGCGACAAUUGA